Molecule: messenger RNA, 1139 nt
Organism: Pseudocercospora fijiensis CIRAD86
Lineage: Eukaryota; Fungi; Ascomycota; Dothideomycetes; Mycosphaerellales; Mycosphaerellaceae
Exons: 3
Coding region: 67-1095 (342 amino acids)
Molecular function (GO): acyltransferase activity
Source: RefSeq, a predicted model, not a curated record
CACUGACAGAGCCAUCUCGUGGCGGUAGAGCACAAAUCUUGGAGAGCGUUGGGACAGACCGCAAACAUGCGAGUCUCCAAGACUCAUAUCGCCGGCGUUGGCGUGUCAGAGAUCAUUGAGAGAACGACAGACGAAGCAAUCGGAAAAUGUGCGAUUUCGGCUGGAACCAAGGCACUUCUGGAUGCCGGCAUAACAUACAGCGAUGUGGACCAAAGCAUCGCGUGCUUUCUCGACGACGUGAGGAUAGAAAGAAGAACCUUCGACACUUUCGGCUUGCAAGGCGCGCCGGUAUUUGAGGUUGCCAAUCACACCGGUCUCUUCUCCUCGACGCAAGCGGUCGCCUCUAGACAAUCGAAUUGCACAUUGACGAUCGGAUUCGACAGAGAAGUUGCACAAGACAGCCACAACCAAGUUCAAGUCGUGGCCAUUGUGCUCGUAUCCGAUCUGUUCUUGACUUCUCACGCAUAUUUGAAAGACUCUGCAAUCUGCAUUUGCGGCUCAGCACUCACAAGCACAAUUUUCCAACGAUCACUUCACCUCUCGCAGGGUGGCGAGAACCAGUCUCGCACAGUGAAGACAGCAGUCGCCCGUGCAUUACGCCAGGCAAAUCUCCAGCAAAGAGACAUCCGGAUCCUUGAAAUCAGCUUCAGCUCAAAUUGGGACCCCCGGAAAGCACUCCUAGAUUUUGAUGUUGCACCACAACUGUCUUCGAAACCCGACGACCGCUUUACUGGAGCGACCGGUCUGGCAAGUCUUUGCAGUUUAAUCUGGCGACUACGAGGGUGGGCAGGCGGCCCACCUUCGCGGGCACAAAAUUGCUUGCAACUAAUCCUGGGCUCGCAGGGCACAGCAAGCGUACUCAUCCUCCGGCGCUCCGAUGGAAAAUCUGCUUUGGCUUGGGAUGAGGUCAAGAAUGUUAGAGACGGCCGUGAACGACUUGGCUACAAUCCAGCUGCUGGCGAGAUACGAGAUAUCUCUGUCGAAGACCUCGAAGCGGUGCGAGCAAAAGUGGAAUUCACGCUGGCUGAUGACUCUGUGAAGCGUCUACAGCUACCCGUGAAAGGUGGAGAUCGAGCCGCGCUUGCCAGACUGUAGGGCUGUGAGUGAAUGAAUCCAAAUGCCAAAGAUUGAUCUGGUCA